GAGACCGUCGCGCUCUGGCUAUAAUACACCAGUGUGCUUAUACUCCAGACACUGCCCUGACUCCUGGAGGCGCGCACCAGGUGUAAAUCACAGCACUGCUAUAUCCUAACGACGAGCUGGACAACACGCACACACACAGUCCUCUCCCGAGAUGUAGCGUUCGCGCGCGCGAGUGUAGAGCUCUCUGGGGGCUAUCAGCUCUCGCGCGGACACACCAGGAGAGAGAGAGAGAGAGACUUGGCUCGUAUUAGUCGUAUUCGUAGGUAUAUAUGUAUAUGUAGUUGGCCACUGCUCCGCUCACUCACACAGCUGGGACAAACGCGCCCGCGAGAGAGAAUACGUGUGCAGAUGGUGGAACAGAGAGGGAGAGAGAGAGACGGCAAGUGCGCAGGAUUUCUCGCGGCGGCGGCGACGGACACACGAUUAUUGCGCCCCUUCCUCGACUAGCGGAAGAGAGAAGGGAGAGAGACGGAUGUAGAAUCAGGAAACAGCUGACAUGAGUUGCUCCAACGGUGACAGCAAGCCUCAAAAUGGAAGGCAAAUGCGAGAGUUUGAAGAAAUCCACAUUCCAGUGCCUUGGGGCUACAUAAGUGGAAAAUGGUGGGGUCCAAAAGAGGUACAGCCAAUCUUAGCGCUGCAUGGUCGUGAAGAUAAUGCAGGCAGCUUUGAUAAUUUAAUUGUAUUAAUGGAUAAAGACAUUUCGGUGCUGUGUUUGGAUUUGCCAGGUCAUGGUUUAUCAUCUCACUAUCCAAAGGCUCAGUUUUAUUAUGUGCAUUGGGAGGGCAUCAUUCUACUCCGUAGAAUUAUUAAACAUUACAAAUGGAACAAGGUGAAACUUCUUGGCCACUCACUUGGAGGAGCAAUAUCUUUUCUGUAUGCAGCAGCAUAUCCAGAUGAAGUGCAGUUUGUGAUAAGUUUGGAUAUAGUCAGUCCCAGUGUCAGGGAUAUAACUAAGACGGCCAGUAUAACUGGUGAUCAUAUUGAUAAGUUCCUCAAGUAUGAAAAUCUGACACUCGACAAUGUGCCUUGCUAUCAAUACUCUGAAAUGUUAGACAUAGUUGAAAAAGCCUAUGGUGGUUCCAUUACCAGAGAAAGUGCAGAAAUAUUAAUGAAAAGGGGUAUGCAGCCUGCACUCAUUCCAGGGAAGCAUUAUUUUAGUAGAGAUCCCAGACUAAAAGUUUCACUGUUAGGAAUGUUAUCUAUGGAUUUGGUGCUGGCUUAUGCAGCUCAGAUUAAGUGUGCCUACUUGAAUAUCCGAGCCAUACCUGGGAUGGUAUUUGAUCAACCAGAAAAUUACCAUAAAGUCCUGGAUGUUAUAAAAACGGUUUCCAAGAGGUUUGAGUAUCAUGAAGUACAGGGAACGCAUCAUGUUCAUCUGAACAACCCAGAACGAAUAGCUCCAAUUAUAAACAAAUUCAUUAGUUCUUAAUGAUACAAAAUUAGACGUCGUAGAAGCUUGAAUACACGGCAAAGGAAAAUAUUUAGUGUAUUGAAAAUGCAAAUGGGUUAAGGUUUCCUUCCGUUGAUAGUAAUUUAUUUAAUUUCAUGACGAAACGUUGAUUGUUUCGAUUCAAUUUAGAGAAUUCAAUUGGGACCGUUUCCCGUUUAUUCUUCCAUUUUUUGAAAGCGCGUUGAUUGCGCUUUGUUGGUACGUUUUUUUACGUUAAUUAGCAACUUGAUACUGUUACAUUUAGCAGUAAAAUGCUUGUUAUAAUAAAAUAUGCCAAGUUGAAACCAUUUAUUGUUAUUAAUUUGUUUAAUAUAUGGGCGUGUCACACCUGAAA
Nasonia vitripennis (jewel wasp) is the source of this 1784-nucleotide messenger RNA. Its product is annotated as probable serine hydrolase. The transcript is spliced from 6 exons. NCBI's taxonomy places the organism in Eukaryota, Metazoa, Arthropoda, Insecta, Hymenoptera, Pteromalidae. Bases 497 to 1429 code for a protein of 310 amino acids. The record is from RefSeq and is a predicted model, not a curated record.